CAAACGCAGAAUUAUUAAGUAUAUCAGAUAUAGAAUUUUUCUGAAACAUUUUUUCAUGUAUCUCCACCAGCAAAAACAUGUAAAAACAAUAUACGUGCGUCUUAUUUUUAGCUGCUCUACCAGCAUGUCCAAAACUCAUCAAAGCCGGUGAGGAAUAUUUUGAGAAACACUCAUAUAUUUCCUUCUACGUUAAAGUUAAAAAGCUAGCUUUGAAUUAACCGCGCGUGACUGCUACAACAUAUUAUGAAAUUGAUUAAACGGUAACGACAGUAACCAUAUUGUUUAUUCAACAUCGAGAUAAAAUUCACUCGAUGUACAGGAUUUUGUGAUAGCGUGAAGGAUUCUACUGUCUUCAAUGUCAACGCGAUGCCAACUGGUCGACGAUGGAAAAAAUGAACUUAUUCAUGAUGAGAAGAUAGAUUUCACUGAAACAUUGGCUGAAAUGGUCGACAAGUUAUAUAUUAAUGAGAAUACAAAUUGUGACGUCGCUAAUAAAUUAGUGCAAAAAGCUACAAUUCGACAAGAAAUUACGAAAUCCAAACACAAUUUCAAAAAGCCGGCUAUCCCUUCAUACGACAUCGACGGGAUGUCCUCUCAAGAUCUGCAAGUUUCUCUAUGUAGAAUUAAAGAAACUCCACAGCAACCAUUUUCAUUUCUGGCGAAUAUCUGCGAGAUAUUCAGCGACGAAAAUCAAUUAGUGGCGAGGGCGGCGAAGCCUUCAGAAAUUGACAUACAACUGGCUGCUGUGGCAAAGCGCAUUGAAUCCAGCAGAGCCUUAUUAGAGGAGGCCAGAUCUCGCGUCAAUAAAAUACAUCUUCGUGUCAAACGAGACACCGCGAUACAGCAACAAUCAAUGUCAGAUUGCACACAGAAUGCUGGGAAACUCGAGCUGGAGAAACAACCUUGAGUCGUAUCGAUUUUGUAAAUGCGAAGAUAAAACGAAAAAUUUAAAUCAAUGAUUCUAAAAAAUAAUGUAAUAGCUUUCUUCUUUGUUAUAUGUUUC
Messenger RNA from Odontomachus brunneus, 1003 nucleotides. RefSeq lists its product as uncharacterized. Lineage: Eukaryota; Metazoa; Arthropoda; Insecta; Hymenoptera; Formicidae. The transcript has 4 exons. The record is from RefSeq and is a predicted model, not a curated record. Bases 356 to 907 code for a protein of 183 amino acids.